Messenger RNA from Tetrapisispora phaffii CBS 4417, 2928 nucleotides. It is a transcript of the gene LST4, whose product is annotated as Lst4p. Bases 1 to 2928 code for a protein of 975 amino acids. The transcript has a single exon. The record is from RefSeq and is a predicted model, not a curated record. Lineage: Eukaryota; Fungi; Ascomycota; Saccharomycetes; Saccharomycetales; Saccharomycetaceae.
AUGUUAGCUGGUUUACUUCGGAAGGGUCAACCAAAUAAAAAUGGUUAUGAUCAAGAUGCUUAUAUGAAUGGAUCUAACAAUAAUCCAACACAGAUCAUUAAUAAUCGUUUAAACGGUGUUUUGGAUCCUCAUGGAAUAUCAGCAUUACAUUUAAAUAGUAAUGGCAACGGUAUAGGCAAUGGAAAUAGUUAUUCGAUAAAUGGUUCUACUGUCAAUUCAAAUCCAAAUUCAAAUCCUUUAGAUAAUAUUUCAGAUUCUAUGUUGUUGAAAUUGUUUGGAACAACGUCGUUUGAGACAAAAUAUAGAAACAGUGGUGUCUUGCCAAAUAGUUUCAAAAAUAUAGAACACACAAGAAAUAGCAUUCAUGGAUUGUCAAAUACAAAUAAGUUUGUGAGCGAUUCAUUUAGAUUGAUUGUUGCAGAGGAAACGGGACAAAUGGCAUCGAUAAAUAACCAUAGGUUUAUAAUAGACACGACUUUCCCUAAAAAUUCAAGCAUGUCCCAUAUAAGAAAUAGCGAAUUAAAGGAAUAUAUCUUUGGUUCUCCAUUAAGACUAUCUGAAUCAACGAAAUCGGAUAAGUUUAGAACAAUUCCAAAUUCAAAUAUGACAUUAAUUAUAAGAUCCUUCACUUAUUCUUCAAAAUUAUCAAAUAAAUUAGCAAUAUGUUUAUGUGUUCCAACAAAUUAUUUUCCUGUUAUUACAGAAGGCUGGUCCGCAAUAUCACAAUGGUUAGACUACACUCAAAAAAUAAUAUUAGUAAUGACUAAAAAGGGAAUACAUCAAAAACAUUCACCUUGUCCAGUAACCAUAAAAAAUGGUGCCAUAAAUAACCCAGAAACAAGAGCAACAACAGGUUACACUUUUUACAAUAACAUGAGCCAAGAGUUGUUGGUCAAUAAGUCUGUCAACUCACCAUUUAAGAACAAUGAUGCAUCAUCAUCUUCGUUAUUAUCCAUCGAUGCAAGGUUCAAAAACACGCCUGAUGUCGAUAAAAUUAUACAAAAAUUACAAAAAGUGGUAAUGCCAUGUUUGCAAUCUUUAUACAGUAUCCCUAGACUAUUUAUAUUCCCUGAAAACUCAAUUGCAUACAUAGAUUGUUGGCUUCAAGAAAUAUUUUCAUGGUUAGAAAUAAAAGAUGGACCCAAUUCCUCGUUUUUACCAAGUUUACUCGCAAAAAUUAUUAUAGACUACAAAGAAUCCAUGUCUGGUGAUACAUCCGAUAGAAUUGUCGUUAUGACAGGUAGUACAGUUGUUGCUGAUAAAUUAACAUUUAUAAUAGCAGGUUUAUUAGAACCAAAAAAUUUGAAGUUAAAUCUAAAAUCUAGUCACUCUAAUAUAUCAAUAUACCAGCCAAGCUCAAAUUCAACGUUUCCAGACGCUACAACUUUAAAUGAGAAGACUGAACUAUUGUCGUUGAACGUGAAUUCAAGUGGUCAAAUUCCUAGUUUCGAGAAUAUCAAUAAUACAAAAGACAAACAUGAGGCUUGCAAAAGCCACAGUUCAUCAAGCAAUGAUUUAAUGAAAAUUUCACCAAAUUCACCUGCAGCGUCAGAUAAAAUACAUUCUUCAAGAAGAGGAUGGGAAAUCCCCAAGAAAAAUGUUACGCAGAAUGUAACAACUUUAUCACCUGGGGAAUCAUUUGCCCAUGUGAUACAACCAUCUUCGAUCAAUAGUGGUGGUAGUUUAAAUCAAUUGCAUGCAUCCUUAUCAAGCAGCCAGUCUGGUUCAUAUGGCUCUUGGUUUAAACAGAUGCCAUCACUUUCUCAUUUUAUGCAACAUAGUAAUUCCUUAAAAUCAAACGAUUCGUGGGAUAGACCAGCUUCAUCUAAUAUGGGAUUACAAAGAACCACAAGUAAUACAUCUGUUCAACAGGCAAGAUUGAAUUUUGGUAUUACACCUCAACCCUCACCUUCUAUCAGCACAUAUGAUGAAUAUCCGUGGUUUGAUACGCCAUCUUCUUCCCAAAUCGAUACAAAUGUUUUAUCGACUACGCAUGCUACGGCACAGCCAAUAGUGGGAGCCAAUGGUUUUUUAUACGCUAAUUCCCCAGCAAAAUCUUAUACCAGUAAUUUAUCAAUCCCUUCUACUUUAACAGCAACUGAAGCAAUUGGACAAUUUGGUUCUAGCUUAACAAAUUCACACAAACAAAUGGAUAGAAAUACUGGUGCGUCUGUAUCGUGGCCCAUCAAAGAUAUAUCUGAUGUAUCUGAUAUAAAGAAAGAGAACAUAAAUCUAGAAAGAUCGAGGAGACAUGUAGUUCAAGACGGUAGACUAGAUGACGCUUUCGAUAAGAUAUGUAAUUUUGAUCGGGUGGAAGAUUUAAAGUAUACCUUGACACCAAGCAAUGCACAACACGCAGGUACGUUGGAACUCGAUAUGGCAGAACUUGCAACAGAAGAGAGCAUGGUUGAAAAUCAACACCAUUAUACUGAAUUAUUGCCGCGUUAUACAUCGUAUCUCAGUAUGUACAACAGUUGGUUCAAACUGCAAGCCAUACAAUUAAACUCCGACUCAAAGUUUAGGAUUGUGGAUUCAAUGAAAAAAGAUUUGGAGAACAAAGACGGUGUUUCGAUUGAAAAGACUUUAAUGAUAGUUUUGGGAUCGAGGGAGAUCCAUGAAGUAUCUGUCAGAAAAGAGAACAAUAAAUUAAUGCAGAAAAAUAAAAAUGUGUUUAGUAAUGGAAAAAUUACUAAAUCGUCGGCAACUUCAAACCACAAAUAUAAAGAUGACGGCACUUUUGACAUCGCGGAAGACGAUACGUUGAAACAAUCGACGGAUGAGUAUCGUAAUGAAUUGUCCAAUUGCCUCUUAUUCAUAGAAUAUACAAUUAAAAGUGCCAAGGAAUUGUACAGCGACACGGAAAUAUCAGACGAAAAGAGGGAUAAAGAAAUAAUGAAACUAUAUCUAGGCCUUUUCCAUUACAAAUAG